GCGGGUGAAUUUUGCAAUGUGCGGGUAACACUGUCAGUCUAUGCAUUUGAGAAUUGAGUGAUUCAGACGCGUAACUAUCGGUAGCCUAAGUAGUAGGCCUAUACGCAGUUGCUUACGGGCCCGGACAAUUCGGGGUCCCGCACCACUGGAAGACACUGAUUGACAGCCGGGGCUCCCUAUCGCAUUUUCAUUACUCUUGACAAUCCCAGCAGUCCCAUGUGCAGCCACUGACCAAGCGGGAGUGAGAACCAAGGGGCUUGACCCUGGCGAGGGGAACGAACCUUAAUCGUUGUCUGCCGACGAAAGGACUUCGCGAUGAAGUAAAUAAACAGAAAGAAAAAUGAAUACCGUGGAGAAGAAGCUAGCGGACUUGAUACGUGGACACCCGAAUUUAUAUGACCAAUCACGGCGGGACUACAAAGACAAUCUGAAGGGGCAUUUGUCGUGGAGAGAUAUUGCAGACGACAUGGGAAAGUCGGAGGAGGAGGUGAAAUUGAAAUGGAAAAAUCUCCGCGACAAGUUCUGUAAGGCGAAGAAGCGAAUGGCCAAGAGAAGCUUCCCUCUGCUGACAGGCGACGAGAACCUGGUGGAGAGGCCCGUCCCGGCGCUGUACCACCAGCUGGCCUGGCUCAGCGCUUAUGUCAAACCCAGAGUAGAAACUGGCAAGGGAGAGACCGACGAGGUAGCUGUAAGUGGCGAGGACGUGGAGAAAGAGCGAAAUAAAGACGAGAAGGAGCAACAGUGUACCAUGCCUGUUGUUAGUACUAGCUUUUCUCCUGCGGAGUCUUGUCCGAACAAUCCUCAGGAGAUGGGAGUCUCUCUCAAACGUAAAAGGCAAACCACUACAGAAACUGAGAUAAGCUCUGCAGAUGCCCUGACCAACCUCAGAGAUGAAGAUGAACUGUUCCUGCUCAGCCUUCUGCCUUCAUUAAAGAGGCUUACCAUUAAAAAAAGAAUGGAGGUACGGAUGAAAUUCCAGCAAGUGCUUUAUGCUGCAGAGUUUGAAGACUAAAUGACUCAUUAAAAGGCAAUACAAAUUGUAUGAUCAGUAAUUUUGGAAUAAUUAUGAUUCUUCAUUCAACCUAUAAAUUCUUUUUUUUAAAUUAUAACUUCAAUAUUUAUUUUUGGAUUGCCACUGCUAUUAAAAAUAUCAAUAUGUAGAUGUCUAUAAUUCAGUGUUGUCAGAGUUGUCCAUGUAAUAGUAUAACCCGACCGAUAAAGGAUUUUUUAGGCUGAUACCGAUACAAAUAUUUGGUUAUUUAAAAAUCCGAUAUUCAGAUAUAUUGGUCAAUAUAUAUUUAAAAAAAAAAAAGAAUCCAGUCAUUAUAAAUGCAGAUACCGUUAGUUCGGGAAAUGCCUAAUAUCGGCCCACCGAUAAAUUGGUUAUUUUGUCCACACCCAUUCAUGUAAUUUGGCCUUGCGCUGGACAGAAUGGUGUGCAUGUGUUAAUCUGGUAACUCGGAGUGAUAAAAAAUCUCAAAAUUAGUUUCAACCCAUUGCUGAUUACCUUUUCUUUUGAAAAUAUCUACAGACAGAACACACAAAUGCCACAAUUACACAAUAUUAUAAGCACAGAUAAAACCUGUUAAACAGUACCAGCUCACAUUACAUAUAUAUAUAUAUAUAUAUAUAUAUAUAUAUGUAAAACAAACAUAUUCCAGACAUUUUGAAAUAACUGCAAAUAUAAAUAGCUAUUUUAUUUAACCUUGUAGCUACAAAUGGUAAAAGUUAGGAAACAGUUGUCAGCGCUGCCUGAUUCUCUUCAAAGGAUUUUUGUAGAGAAGACAUUUCUCUCUGACUGUACGUAAAUAUAUAUCCUUUCUCUUUCUGAAAUAAGUCAUUUCUACUGUAUAUUUUUUUACAAAUAAAUAUUUUCUUGCUUCGGAAAAA
Molecule: messenger RNA, 1890 nt
Organism: Etheostoma spectabile (orangethroat darter)
Lineage: Eukaryota; Metazoa; Chordata; Actinopteri; Perciformes; Percidae
Exons: 3
Coding region: 341-1012 (223 amino acids)
Molecular function (GO): DNA binding
Source: RefSeq, a predicted model, not a curated record